AUCAUUGAGAAGCGCCGCCGCGAUCGCAUCAACAACAGCUUGUCCGAGCUGAGGAGGCUGGUGCCCAGCGCCUUUGAGAAGCAGGGAUCAGCCAAGCUGGAAAAAGCAGAGAUUCUGCAGAUGACUGUCGAUCAUCUGAAAAUGCUGCAUACGGCAGGAGGGAAAGGUUAUUUUGAUGCUCAUGCUUUGGCUAUGGACUAUCGGAGUCUAGGGUUUCGAGAGUGCCUGGCUGAAGUUGCUCGAUACCUUAGUAUUAUAGAGGGUCUGGAUGCCUCCGAUCCUCUGCGAGUUCGACUUGUGUCUCAUCUCAAUAACUACGCCUCUCAACGGGAAGCAGCAAGUAGUGCACACACUGGCAUUGGACACAUUCCUUGGGGCAGUGCCUUUGGACAUCACCCUCACAUAUCUCACCCGUUGCUGCUGGCUCAAAAUGGGCACGGUAAUACCAGUACUACAGCAUCUUCCACAGAACCACAUCACCAGACCAGAAUUGCCGCCCCACAUGCUGAAACUUCCUCACUCAGAGUGCCCCCAAAUGGCAACGUUGGACCGGUGCUCCCCGUGGUCACAUCUACUACCAAACUGUCUCCUCCUCUUCUCUCCUCCAUGGCAUCUCUGUCUGCGUUCCCCUUUUCGUUUGGCUCCUUCCAUCUGCUGUCCCCUAACAUGCUGAGCCCGUCUGCACCGACACAGUCAGCAGCCCUUGGCAAACCAUACAGACCCUGGGGGACUGAGAUUGGAGCCUUCUAAGAACUAACUCUUUAGUAAGGGUGGGGAAGCCUACAAACCUAGCUGAGCUGGGUUAUGCCACGCUUAAAGUUGAAGUUCUUAAUAACUGGGACAAAGGUACAGCUUCACCUUAACUAAGUUUGUCUAAAAAUUGUCUCUUUGGAUUUUUCUUUUUGUUUUCUACAUUUUUGUAUUAGCGAUUUUUUUUUUAAAUAGUUGCUGAAGUUGUCCAAAAAUAAAAUUACAAUAGUGGUUGUUAACACUUGUGUUAGAUCUGUGCUGAGCAUUUAAAUAUUUUUUGUAAACAAUUUGUUUCAAAUGUUUCAUUUUUCCUGAGUAUGUCAGACCGCCUUUUUAUGAAGAGAUAUCACCCAUUACUGUUAGCAAUGGCCUAGUUUAGUUAUUAAUUUUUCCAAGACCACUCUUCUCAGCAUUAACAAGCUGCAUUUUUGUUAGUAUUUUGACAUUGAGAUGUUCUAGAAAGAAUUACUUUUUUUGUAAACUA
Messenger RNA from Balearica regulorum gibbericeps (East African grey crowned-crane), 1234 nucleotides. The record is from RefSeq and is a predicted model, not a curated record. NCBI's taxonomy places the organism in Eukaryota, Metazoa, Chordata, Aves, Gruiformes, Gruidae.